This is a messenger RNA of Ruditapes philippinarum (Manila clam), 621 nucleotides long. RefSeq lists its product as uncharacterized. The record is from RefSeq and is a predicted model, not a curated record. The transcript has a single exon. NCBI's taxonomy places the organism in Eukaryota, Metazoa, Mollusca, Bivalvia, Venerida, Veneridae. Gene Ontology annotation, molecular function: DNA binding. The coding region runs from base 1 to 621 and encodes 206 amino acids.
AUGACAAAAGCUGUGGCCGCAGUAAAGAGGGGGAUAUCUGUCUACAAGGCAUUGCACUUGUAUGGAAUUCCUCAGUCCACACUGAAGGACUAUACCAGAGGGCGUUACAGAGGGUUAGAUACUUCUUUUGGACGUACACCAAUAAUAACAUCAGAGGAGGAAGCAACACUUGUGUCCUAUAUACUUUACAUGUCUGAAAGAGGAUUUCCUCUGUCAAAGAAAAUGGUUCGAGACCUCACAAGAGAAGUAAUUAUGGCCACAGGUCGAAAUACUGUUAUAAACACCCAGAAAGGACCUUCAAACAAAUGGAUGAGGAAAAUCUUCAAAAGACACCCAGAACUUUCAAUUAGAAAUGCUCACAGCCUUGAUAGACCUAGAGCUUCUAUCACUAAUGGACGGUUAAAACAGUACUUUGAAUUGUUAGAUAAUACCCUGAAACGUUUGUCUGUCUAUAAUGAUCCCACGCGUAUUUUUGAUUGUGAUGAAACGGGUUUUAGUGGUAGUUAUUCAAGUUCUGAUAAGUCUGUUGUAGCCAAGAAAGGUGUAAGACAUGCUUUUCAAGUACAGCUGUCCUUGUCUGGUCAUGUCACCGUGAAUUUUGCAGUAUCAGCUUCUGGCUAG